Molecule: messenger RNA, 2861 nt
Organism: Venturia canescens
Lineage: Eukaryota; Metazoa; Arthropoda; Insecta; Hymenoptera; Ichneumonidae
Product: facilitated trehalose transporter Tret1-like
Exons: 3
Coding region: 470-2098 (542 amino acids)
Biological process (GO): carbohydrate transport; transmembrane transport
Cellular component (GO): membrane
Molecular function (GO): sugar transmembrane transporter activity
Source: RefSeq, a predicted model, not a curated record
UUACUCAAACGUGCAGGAUGUUGCUCGGUGAACGUGACUGAACGUCAACAUUGGUACGGAAAACGAGAACAAACAAAAAAGUCACGAAACUUCGUCAAGUGAUAAUCGUCCGUGUCAAGCCUACUCGUGCCACGAUAGCCGAUCAAAGUCGCUGAUAAUCUUGAAUAAAAAAAAGACUCGGAAGCUAAAAUUUCGAACAAAUGAAACGGUCGCGAAGAAAGCACCGAAUCAACACUGUUUUUUCGCGCAAUCGUUUUCGACAUGGGACCAUCGAUUGCGAAUGUUGAUCGUCCACCAAAAAAAUCGACGUUCAUUUGAAAAAUCAUCGUACUGGUUUUUUCUGUGAUCGACGAACUGUGAUAUUUUUAUUAUUUUCGUCACUUUCCCUCGGUCUUCCUUCCUCUCGUUGCAUCGUCACGUCGACAAUUGGUCCAAUUUAUCGGAUUUUUAAUCUCAACAUUUUCCAAAGAUGGACAAUCACAACUCCGCCGAUUUCGAGAAGGAGAAGAAAAGUCUUGUGGAUCAAUCAUCGCUGCUCACAGCUAAAAUCCAACCGCUAAACUCUUUAGCCGAAGAUGAAAAGGCCGCGCUAGCUGCUGUAGCGAUCAACGGGAAUCAUCGGGAGGGUGCCCGGGAGGAGAAACAAGCUAGAGGAAGUGCCUUGAGACAAGUACUGGCCGCAUUCGUUGCUCAACUCGGCACGAUAAACACGGGCAUGGUAUUUGGCUUUUCGGCCAUUGCCAUUCCACAAUUGCGUCAAAAAAAUAGCAUCAUUCCUAUCGGUAUUGACGAAGCGUCAUGGAUUGCGAGUAUGUCAUCCAUCGGUACACCAAUCGGGUGUAUUCUCUCCGGAUACAUGAUGGACUUACUGGGUCGCAAACGUUCACUGAUCAUCACGGAAGUUCCAGCAUUAUUGGGUUGGUUGUUAAUAACGUUUGCGACGGACGUGCAGAUGAUCUAUGCAGGUCGUUUUUUCGUGGGCUUGGGUUCAGGCAUGGUCGGUGCCCCUGCUCGUGUUUACACAAGCGAAGUGACGCAGCCUCAUCUGCGUGGAAUGUUGACUGCGGUGGCGAGUGUAGGAGUCAGUACCGGAGUGUUGAUAGAGUAUGCAUUGGGAAGUAUGCUCUCGUGGAACAUUUGUGCAGCGAUAAGCGGUCUGAUUCCUCUGUUCGCUUUAGUGUUGAUGUUCAUAUUUCCGGAAACUCCGUCGUACCUCAUAUCGCGUAACAAACCUGAAAAGGCACGAGCAGCGUUACAAAAAUUUCGUGGCAGUACGUACAACUUGGACAAAGAGAUGGACACGCUUAUUAAUUUUUCAGCGAAAAACAAUAUCAAACGAUUGACGACACCUCGCGAGAUCUUCGGGGCGAUAUUGAAGCCGAACGCCUUGAAGCCUUACAUACUGCUGUUUCUUUACUUUUUUAUUUAUCAAUGGUCCGGUACGAAUGCCGUAACCUUUUACGCGGUCGAGUUAUUCGAAGAAUCCGGUACAACGAUAGACAAAUAUUUAGCAGCUGUUAUUUUGGGAGUCGUUAGAUUGUUAUCGACGAUUGCGGCAUGUAUACUGUGUCGCAGAUGUGGCAGACGACCACUGACUAUGAUCUCUUCGGUAGGUUGCGGAUUAUCGAUGUUGGGGUUAGGAACUUACAUGUGGUAUUUGGCAUACUGGAAAGAGAAUUCUAUAACGCCUAGUUUCACGUGGAUUCCAGUCGCCUGCAUAUUCGUUUAUACGAUCACGUGUACCCUUGGAUUUUUGGUUAUACCUUGGGUCAUGAUAGGCGAAGUUUAUCCCGUCGCGGUACGGGGAGUUAUCGGAGGUUUGACCACCAUGACCGCUCACUCGUUUGUCUUUAUGGUCGUUAAAACUUAUCCUCUUUUGUGCGAGGCCAUCACGAGACACGGAACUUUUCUUAUGUACGGUUUCAUUUCGUUCUUCGGUACAGUUUACUUCUACAUUUGUUUACCCGAAACCCAAAACAAAUCGCUUCAGGAAAUCGAAGAUUAUUUCUCCGGAAGAAGUAACACUUUGAAAACGGGAAGGAUACCCGGAAUGAGAAAAACUAUCGAUGGACCGAAGCCCAAUAUUUUGCCCAAAUGAUACUUCGUCAUUCGAAAAUGAAACUUUUGACUCUGGAUUUCUAGUUUAUUUUGUCCCGACUGUUACUACACUGUAUCUGUGAAACUCCGGUUAAUUUGAGUCCGUAACUUCUGAAAAAAUUCCUGUCUCUCGACAAGGGUUUACAAAUGGUGAGUUUCAAAUGUCAGUUUUGGUGGUCGGGUCAUAACGACCCGCUGAAAGUGAUCAAGGGGCAAAUCUCAUUCUCUACGACUGUUGCAAACUUGUUUUUAUAUCGCAAUCAUAUUUAACGAAUGUGUGUCUGUGUAAAUAAUAUAAAUUCAUAAAGUAUGAACGCGUUAAUAUGUCAAGAAAAGCGAUUAUUUUCGAAAGAGUUGAAUUUUUACGUGUUUAAAAAAACGUGUGUGCUGCUUCGAUCCAUGUUAGUGAAUUUUUUGCGGAUUCCACGUGCCGAAUUCGGGCUUUAUCGCCCUCUUUAUAUUUAUUAACUCGUAUGACGAAAAACGUUUUAGAGAUUAAGUGUGUGGCCUUCGACUUGCGUGACAUACGUAAACAAUUACGUAAAAAAAGAAAACGUGAAAUUGUAAAUAUAUGGUCUUCCACGGGACAGAUAACGUAGACAUAAGUUCUUCGAGAAGUAAAGAAACGAAUGAAAGUAAAAAGGUGUAAAUAGUAGCUUAAUGUUUGAGUGUCCGAACGAGCGAGCAAGAGUGACUUAUUAUCAUUGUUUUCUGUCUUUUUUUUUUUUUCCAAGAAAAUGAAUAAAAAACGUAUAUAAAACGUU